AUGUAUCUGAACCUCUACGGUAGUCACUUCAGCUACAUUAAGAAUUUGGCCAUGUAUUCCAAGUCCUACUGUUGUUGCAAAUGUGACAAAAUGUGGAAAACAGCCAAAGCCUUGAACAAGCAGCGAACCUUGUGAUGGAACUAUAGGUCACAUCUUCCCUGGUGGUGCCUACAAAGUUCCACAAUCUAUCUUCGACUUGUUGGCCGAUGAAGGAAUCGAGAUCCCUGAAGACCUCAAGUACUUCCCUUAUCGCGCCACCUUCGACUUUGAAUGUUAUUUUAAACAUACAUCUAACCAUUCAAGAAACACCGAAAAACUCACGUGGCAAGCCGAACAUAUUCCGUUGAGUGUCUCUGUAUGUUCGAACGUCCCUGGCUACACCGAACCCAAGUGCUUUGUUUCCUCUGGUGACACGAGUAAAAUGAUCCAAGAAUUCGUGGAAUAUUUGGUAAAAAUUAGUCAAGAAAGUUAUGUCUUGUUGUUGGAUCUGUUUGCGGAUGUGUUUCGUCAAAUUGAGGAACGAGUUAAUCAGGUAUAAUUCACACGUAUUAGAUUGUUAGUAUAUUUCUUAUCCUUAAUAUUUUUUCUUAUAUCUUUAGGUGGGGGAAAACGCUGAGAUUAUGGAAGUUGCCGCGGGGGAGGAUAAUGAGGUAAAUUAUAGGAAGGUUAUUUUUGCACUUAUAUUCUUUAUAUUCUAAUAUAUCUUAUGUUUUAGCAAAAUACAGAGGAACAGAUGAUAGAGGAAAUGGUGGGAUGUCUGAUGGGGCUGAAUAGUAAGGUAAACUAUAUAUUUGAUCUAUUAGAUGUUUAUAAUAUUUGUACUUAUUAUGCUGUAUAUUUUCAGGAGAGGGAAGUAAGUGAUGGCGAAGUGGUUGGGGAACAAGUGAAUGAGUCCGAAGCAGAAAAAACCCACCCACUGGAAAAGUUGGUCGAGAAGUUGGAACUUUACUUGAUAGAACUUCCUGUGAUCGGCUUCAACUCGGACAAGUACGAUAUAAAUGCUGCUAAGAACCCAUUCUUCUCUUACCUAGUGAAACACGAGCAAGUUAAGUUUGUGAUAAAGAGAAACAAUAACCACAUGUGUCUUAAGACGCAACACUUAAAGUUUCUCGAUAUCACAAACUACUUGGCCCCCGGUUUCAGUUACGAACAGUUCCUCAAGGCUUACGAGUGUUCCCAGACAAAAGGCUACUUCCCUUACGAGUGGGUUGAUUCCCUUGGAAAGUUGAACAACCCAACCCUACCACCACGCGAAACGUUCCAUUCCAAUCUGUCCGGAACCGAUAUCACCGAGGAUCAGUACCGGUAUUGCGAGCGUGUAUGGAACGAACAGAAUAUGACAACUUUCCGUGACUUUCUCGUGUGGUACAAUAACUUAGAUGUCGUACCUUUCCUCGAGGCUGUCCAGAAAAUGAGUAAUUUUUGGCAAGAAAGAAACAUUGACAUGUUUAAGGAUGGAGUAAGUGUGCCUGGCUUAACUAUGAAAUACUUGUUUUCAAACAUUCCAGGCACCUACUUCUCCUUGUUCAGCGACAAGGACAAGGAUAUGUACUAUACCAUGAAAGACAAUAACGUAGGGGGCCCAAGUAUUAUCUUUAACAGGUACCAUGAGAAAGGGAAAACAUCGAUACGGAAGGAAGAAAUGCGAGCCAAAGGAAAAGAAUCGAAACCCUGCAAAAAUGUGGUUGGAUACGAUGCCAAUGCACUGUACCUCUGGGCCAUCAUGCAGAAUAUGCCGACGGGGCAGUACACAAGACGGUUAGAGGAAGAUGGGUUCAAGAUAAGAUGGAGUGGAAAAAUGGCAAUAGAGUGGUUGGAGUGGGAAGCGUACCAGCGGAGAAUACAGAUCAGACACGAGUACAACAACGCGGAGAAACGAAUUGGCGCUCGUCGUCUCCCCGUUGACGGUUUCCACGCUGAAUCACAAACGGUGUUCCAGUUUCAUGGUAAGUUGAAAUUAGUUAAGAUUAAUUAGCUAGGAUUAAGUUAAUUGUGUGGGAGUGAGCUAAUGAGUUUUUAGCGAUUGCGUGGGCUUGCAGGAUAAUUUAUUUUUCUUUUGUAGGUUUAACUGUAUUGUACUUUAUUCUACUAGGAUGUUAUUGGCAUGGCCACAACUGCCAACUUAACGAAGGUAAAGAAGUCAACGAGAAGCGUGAUAAGCCCAUGAAAGAACUCCUUGAAGAGACAAAAAGAAACAGUGCCUAUAUCACGAAGCAGGGAUUCAAUCUCGUUGAAUGUUGGGAAUGUGAGUGGCGAGAUAUGAAGAAACGAAACAGCGCGCUGCAACGAUUCAUCGCCACCCAUCUGCGUCGACCACUGGAUAAAGUGAAAACCAUGACCAAACAGUCCAUUAUCAACGCAGUGAAGAAUGAUAAACUAUUUGGAUGUGUGGAGUGUGAUAUCCACGUACCUGAGAGUUUGCGAGAAUACUUCAAAGAGAUGUGUCCCAUCUUCAAGAAUACCGAAAUACGUCGAGAAGACAUCGGUGAGUUCAUGAAGAGCUAUGCCGAAGAAAACAACAUCAUGCCCCGACCUCGGCGGAGUCUCAUUGGAAGUAUGAUCGGAAAGAAGAUAAUGUUGGCAACUCCUCUUCUAAAAUGGUAUUUAGAACAUGGUUUAGAGGUACGUUUUAAAUAUUAAAAACUUGUAAAAUUGCAGGAGAAAAUUUUUAACAAAUUGUAUUAUCGUUUUAGGUAACACACGUCUACCAGAUAGUCGAGUAUACCCCUAAGCCAUGCUUCAAACCUUUCGGUGACGCUGUAUCGGAUGCUCGUCGUGCUGGUGAUGCAGACCCCUCCAAAGCCAUCAUCGCGGACACGAUGAAAUUGUCGGGAAUAGGUGAGUUUUAA
Messenger RNA from Paramuricea clavata, 2849 nucleotides. The record is from the annotation of a GenBank genome assembly. Lineage: Eukaryota; Metazoa; Cnidaria; Anthozoa; Malacalcyonacea; Plexauridae.